AUGGCUCGACCUUUUGGGAAGAUAAGCGAUAUCAAUUACUUGAAGGACUCGUGGAAGGUGGCGGUUGGCGUGCACCAUAAAUGGUCGGUCGUUACGCACAAUAAAGAAUACUUCAAAAUGAUAGUUGGUGACAAGGAUGGGAUUGACAUACACGUUGUUGUUCCUGCAACAUAUUUCCCAGCUUUAAAUAAUGUUAAAGGUCGACCAUCAAACAACACCCUUAAUUGUACUCUUUGGGAGACCUAUGAUUCUCAAUUCAUAAAAUUCAACCAAGACCGGGUUAAUGCAUCUGGCCCAACUGUCAUUUUGCUUCAGUAUGCAAAAGUGAAGGAAGAAGGCAAGUAUCCACUUUUUGUUACUAACACUUACAACGUAACUAAAUUAUCGAUCAAUGUUGAUAUUCCUUCAAUCAAUGAGUUUAUAAAUAGCAUCCCUAAAGACUCCAUGGUUAACGUGUCCGGCCAACUAUCUUCACAUCAUUCCCAAAACUCUGAAAAUUCUCAACAAUCUCUUUUUCAAAAACUACUUUUAAAGGCUAUUUUAUUUCUUCUCAAUGACAUUUGUAAACUUCGUGAGAUUACCUUAUGUGAAACUAUGACUACAACUAAAAAGCUAAUUGCAUCACAGUAUGACUGGUAUUAUCAGGCUUGUCGUGAGUGCCCGAAGGUUGCUCGUGGUGAAAAAGCUCCUUUCAUGUAUGAAAGUGGACAUUCGACUGAAGCUGAGAUCUUUAGGUACCAUACAUGGACAUUCCACCGCCACAAUAAAGUUGUACAAAUAGAAAUUGAAGUUACGCAUUUUGGGAAAUAUUAUAAAGAAAAAUUAUGGGACAGAGAAUGCUCACAACUACUGGAAAUAUUUGUUGCUCAAAUGUGUGAUACAAUGAUAAAGGUUGGAAGUACCGAUCCCUUAGAGUUCCCAUUGACACUUGAUGUGAUGUUGGGUUUGGAGAUUGCCUUUAAAGUUUAA
Molecule: messenger RNA, 969 nt
Organism: Lathyrus oleraceus (garden pea)
Lineage: Eukaryota; Viridiplantae; Streptophyta; Magnoliopsida; Fabales; Fabaceae
Exons: 8
Coding region: 1-969 (322 amino acids)
Source: RefSeq, a predicted model, not a curated record